This is a messenger RNA of Gadus macrocephalus (Pacific cod), 1825 nucleotides long. RefSeq names its product family with sequence similarity 167 member Ab (gene fam167ab). The record is from RefSeq and is a predicted model, not a curated record. Lineage: Eukaryota; Metazoa; Chordata; Actinopteri; Gadiformes; Gadidae. Bases 227 to 955 code for a protein of 242 amino acids. The transcript is spliced from 3 exons.
AACCCUGACGCCACUGCCCCUCCUUCGGUCCCUCCCGUUAAGAAAAAACAACAAGUGAGCAGAGAUGAAGCUGUAGCGGGAAUCCAGAGGAUAUAUAAAUGAUGAUCAUUGAGAGAGUGCGUAGUCGUCGUUAUACAGAUCAGAGUCAUUCCACAAGAGUUUCCGUCAGAGGGUUGAAGUAAACGCAGAGAGCCUACCGGUUCGGUGUUUAUGAGGCAGAACAGCGAUGGAAGCGUCCACAGCUCACAUGACAACGCUGUGCACCACCAGCGAUCCUCAGGAAACGGAGGAAGAGGAGGAGCAGGAGGAGGCGAAAGAGACGGACGCCGGACCCAGCGCGAGCAGUGAGGACGACCACCUCCUGUCCCUGAAGGCCCUGACGGAGAAGCUCCACCUGCAGACGCGCAGGCCCUCCUACCUGGAGUGGCAGGCCCACGUGGAGUCCCCCAGCUUCGGCUCCACGGGCCCCCUGGCUGCACCUGCGGACCGGCCGGGGACCCAGCCUGGAGACAAGGCAUCCCGUCCCUUAAAGGGCCCCAUGGAGGAGGAGUUGGGGGAGGAGGAGACCACCACCGCCGCUGCUACUGCUGGGGCGACGCCCAGUGACGACGGGGGGAUCCGGUUUCCACCUGGGUUAUUGAGGGGCUUCGGAAGCAUGGACGAGGCGCUCACUUGGCUCCGGAAAGAACUGGCUGACAUGCGCGUGCAGGACCAGCAGCUGGCCAGACAGCUCAUGCGUCUCCGCGCCGACAUCCACAAGCUGAAGAUCGAGCAGACGUGCCACCUGCACCGCCGCAUGCUGAACGACGCCACCUUCGGCAUGGAGGAGCGGGACGAGCUGUCCGACCUGCUGUGCGAGUGUCCGGUCACGCCGGGCCUGGGGCUCUCCGCCCCGCUCAGGCUCAUCGGCGUCACCAAGAUGAACAUCAACUCCCGCCGCUUCUCGCUGUGCUAGCCGCGACCUCCAGGAGAUCGAAAGACCUGUAGGUUGGGACGUGGGGAAGGGUUCUGUUUGGCCAUGGCAGUGGCCGUUUGGUUUCCAACCAGACCAUAAACACACACACACACACACACACACACACACACACACACACACACACACACACACACACACACACACACACACACACACACACAUUCACACACAUUAUUUUAAUAUUGAUGUUCGCACAAAGUGAUGAUUAGCAGUAGUUCACAGCAGGGUAGUCUGUUCCAUCGAUACAUGACCUUUAGGAGACCUUUUAAGCCUUUUCAAAAAGCUAUAUUUUUCUCAAUAUGUGUAAUAGCUACAGUGUUUCUUCCAAAUAUCUAUGGCGUAUAUGUCAUCAGUCUCCCUUGACCCUAUAUGUGGACCCAUUGGGUCCGCGACCCCUUGGUUGGGAACCACCGGGUGGUGAAAACGACACGACCGGAUGGGUUCAUGGAUGCUAAAACGUGGCUCCAGAUUUAUCCAGAUGAUGGUGAAAGAGGGAGACAUAGACAUCGUAGGGUUUGAUAUUGUGUGGUAGGCAUUUAUGGAAAAUAAUGAAAAUACAUCCGAUUAUUUUACUGUUUAAUUUGCAGAUGGCAGCUAAAGUCUUAAAUUGCUUCCGUUAAAGAUUUCAUGUAGGCUUCCUACAUUUGGUCUGCUUAGUAUUGGUAAAUAAUAUGGAUAGAUUGAUAACGUGUAUAAUUUAGGGAUAGUAGUAUCUAAGACUAUCCCCAUGUACCUGAAAUGAAAAAUGUAUUUUAAAAAAGUAUAUAUUUGUGAUUAUAUAUAUUUUUUCUAAUCACUCUAAUUCUCUUAUGAUGAAAUCAAUGAUGAUUAAACUUUAUUGUUUUCUUA